Phlebotomus argentipes is the source of this 1992-nucleotide messenger RNA. RefSeq names its product dynein axonemal assembly factor 1 homolog (gene dtr). Bases 1 to 1980 code for a protein of 659 amino acids. Gene Ontology annotation, molecular function: protein binding. The transcript has 3 exons. Lineage: Eukaryota; Metazoa; Arthropoda; Insecta; Diptera; Psychodidae. The record is from RefSeq and is a predicted model, not a curated record.
AUGACACCAGAAGUGCUGAGGAGUCUGUGCAAGAAAAACAAUCUCUACUUCACACCAAAGCUCAAUGACGUGCUCUAUCUACACUAUCAAGGCUUCCAGGAGAUUGCCAGUCUGGAGGAGUACACAGGGCUGAAGUGCCUCUGGCUGGAGUGCAACGCAAUCACAGAACUCCAGGGUUUGGACAAUCAGACGGAGCUCAGGUGUCUCUUCUUGCAGAACAAUUUGAUUAAGAAAAUUGAGAAUUUGCACCAUUGCACUCAGCUCGACACACUCAAUUUGUCCCACAACCAACUCAGGCGUGUGGAGAAUGUUUCUUCAGCCACUCUGCCCGUCCUUACCAAUCUCACAAUCUCCCACAAUUACAUCCGGACGGCCGCAGACGUUGAGGAGCUGACGAUGUGCCUGAGUUUGUCAGUGCUGGAUCUCUCCCACAACAAAAUCGAUGACAUACUCGUGGUGAAAAUCUUGGCGAGAAUUCCCAAUUUGCGGGUUCUCACUCUGGUGGGAAAUCCCAUUGUCGCCUUGAUUCCAUCCUAUCGGAAAACCCUCAUUCUCGAGUGCCAGAAUCUCACCUAUCUGGACACGAGGCCAGUCUUUGCCAAGGAUCGCGCUCUGGCGGAGGCAUGGAAGAGAGGCGGACUGCAGGCGGAAAAGGAAGAGAAUGAGCGUUGGAAUCGCGAGGAGAGACGCAAGAUGCGAGAGAACAUCAAUAGGGUCCUUCGCAGGAGGAAUGAGAUCAAAGGACAAGAGAUCACCGAGCUGAUUCACAGCAGCAGUGACGAGGAGGAAAUCAAGCAAUCCCAGGAUAUUUGGCACAAUUUGCGCACAACUCUCGUCGAAACCAUUGACACAAGAGAGGAAAAUGGAGAAAAUGAGGGGGAAAAGGAAGUGAUUAAGGAGGAAAAGUCCUCAGAGACUCCAAAUGAUCCUGAAACUUCAGAUCCUUCAGACAGCACGACUACAGAAGAGGAAAUUACAGUAAAAAUUCCCACAAAUCAUCAGGAUAAUGAGAGUCAACCAUCCACUGAGGAACAUGAGAAAAAUCAGUGCACCUCAUCAAAUUGGAUCAUUCCGGAGAUCAGGGAAAAUCUGGCGGAUGACCCAGAAGAAACUGCUGAUGACAGCAGAGUUUCCACGACAGCAACAGCGAAUUCAACAGUUCAUGAUUUCAGCAGCAACUCACAGAGCUCGCAAACUUCCUCGUCGUUGAUUAGCAUCUUGAGCAUCACUCUUCCUCAUGAUUCCUUUCAAUCCACGCCAAAACACAAGAUCGAAGUGGCGCCAAAGUAUCAGAAGAAUUCCCCAGCACGAAAGCCCAGGGAAUUUCAUUCCACUCUGGACGAAUUCAUGGAAUCUUGUGAGCAGCAUCUUGAGGAAGAGAGAGUGGAAUCUGAAAGGCUUUUCCAGAGAUACAGCGAAGAGGUUGACAAGAGUUUCCAGGAAAUUUCAGCAGAUGAAGAGAAGGAAACUCUUGAUGUGUCUUCUGUUCAGGACUUUGAGAAGGAGAUUGAGGAAAUUGGGGCCAAAGUUCAUGGCUUGAACGAGGCGAGAAUGGAGCAAUUUAGGGAGGAUAACAAGGAGGUUAAAGAAUUGAUUGACGGUGUGUUUGAUAAGGUGAACAAGCGAGAUGAAGAAGCACGUUUCAAAGAGGAUUGUAAAGCGAUCACGAAUAAGCUUGAAAAGCUCUCGGCUAUCAUUGAAAAACCUCCGGUGAAUCAAUUCGAUGAGCUUCUUGAUAAGUUCUGCGGAGAAAAUAUGGAUAAUUGGGCAACUGAUUCUAAGAUGAAGAAGAUCGAGAAGUUCCUCAACACUAUUGAAAGUUCUGCUGCAAUUGUCGAUGAAGCUUCAGCAUUUUCGCCUGAUGAAAACAUUCAAAUUGAGGACAUUGAAUUCUCUCCACCGUCAGGCGAAAUCACAGACCACAAAAAAGUCUCCAAAGACGAGGUGGAGCGCGAAAAUGAGAAAUCUCUUCAAGAUUAACGAUCAUGCUUC